GUGCACACACUAUACACAUUCUCGAGAGCAAAGUUAGAAUAUCGAUUUAAUCGAGAAUUUGUAAUAAAGUGAUUGUAGUCUCUGCGGCCGACACUUGUGUUGGAAUUUGUAGCACCCGAGGAUUAUUUCUAAUAUAAGAAUAUUCCCCGACUUGCUGGAGUUGUUUAUUUACGAUUGAUUUAAACUGGACUGAAACAGAAUUAUUCCGCAAUUAAAUUAAAUCGAAGAAAUUGGUAUAGACGUAUUUAACCCCCCAUUCUACGUCUGAUUGGACCUAACAAUAUCACAAUGAUAAUUAUCUUGAUCUUGUUGUAUUUGAUUAAUUACGAUAAAAGGCGAACUGAAUCAGAACUAUUCAUGUAAUAGAAUUAAAAAUGACAAAUUAUGUAAAGAUGUAUUCAACCCCAUCUACGUCUACUUGGUACUAACAAUUUUAUUUCCGGUCAUAAAAUUCUAUCGAUUAAAUUUCCGGAACCAUAGCCGCAUGACCUUUGGUUAGUCAAUAGACUAUUCAAAUGAGAAUUCUUUUUUUUUUUAUUUUAAAUCUGCGGGUUUUUUUUUCGUUUUGGAAAUUUUUCCUCCAUGCUUUUUGGUUAGAUAAAAGACUUUCGUGUAUGAAAGAAAUUCUUUUUUUGUACAUUGUAUCUCAUUAAAAUUUAUUGAUUUGGGAAUUAUAUGGCAAAAAAAAUGAUAUUCUAGUGAGGGAACCUAUUAACCCAUAAAAAUGAUAUUCCGGGAGCGAGGGGACGUGUUACCCCACAAAAAUACUCAUGUAUACAUUAUAAGUGUUUCCAUCAAGAAAUCAAAAAUGGAAGGAGAGUGAUUAUGAUGUAGUGAAUAAUCUAAAGUAAUUAUUUUGAAUGUCGCGGAGACUAUCAUUAUCAGCAACACAUAUAGAGAGAACACAGAGUCUCAUCCGGCAACUGGGACAUGGGGGACUGUAUAUAUAAAGCAAGUGUGGGAAAAAGAGAGUCUCCCUCUCAUUUGGUUUAUAUUCUACAGUAGCUUAUCUCACUUUACUCCUCUCUAGCACUUGCUUUCAACUUCCUCUCCAUCCAAUAUUCCCAUGGGUAAAUUUGUUUACUUGAUGCUACUUCUUGUUCUCCCUGCUUCACUCACUGAAUUGUUUCAACAACCCUUCUGCUUUGUGAAUGGAGAUACUGAUUUCAUCCAAAAAACAUGCAGAACCACCAGGUACUAUGACCUCUGCCUAUCCUCCCUCGAAUCUGACUCCGCCAGCCUGCUAGCUGAUACGAGAGGUUUAGCAGUUAUCAUGGUUAGGAUCGGAGUGGUGAAUGCGACUUCCACAAAUUCUUACUUGACCUCCCAACUAUCCCCUCCAAAAAAUACCAAUACCUGUAGGAAUGCUGCAUUAAAGAAAAGGGUCCUCAAGGGAUGUGCAGACAAGUAUUCUUAUGCUGGUGAUGCACUGAAAUAUGCACUUGAAAAUCUGAAAGACGAGUUAUACGAUUAUGCGAAUAUGAAUGUGAUGGCCGCGGCUGAUUAUCCAGGUGUUUGUCGCAAUGCAUUUGAGCGAUACCCGACUCUGGUCUAUCCUGACCAACUGGCACUGAGAGAGAAUAGUUUCAAGCAAAUUUGUCAAGUGGUUCUGGGAAUUAUUGAUGCUCUUGGUUAGUGAUUAAAUCUUCCUUCAUUCAUCUAUUUAGUGUUGUAAUCAUGAAAACAAUGUUUCAUUUCUGCCGCUGAUCCAAUCUAAUCAUGUUGAACAUGUAUGUCAAAAGUUGAACACAGUAUAGAGAUUUGAUGCUUAAUAUACAUCCUUGUGUAUUAUGGUCAAGCAUUGUGUAUCUUUAUUGUUGUCAAACCCCGCCUUUUGUUCCAUAUAGUAUGUAUAUGCUGACAUCAAGA
Daucus carota subsp. sativus is the source of this 1869-nucleotide messenger RNA. Its product is annotated as cell wall / vacuolar inhibitor of fructosidase 2-like. NCBI's taxonomy places the organism in Eukaryota, Viridiplantae, Streptophyta, Magnoliopsida, Apiales, Apiaceae. Bases 1067 to 1636 code for a protein of 189 amino acids. The transcript has a single exon. Gene Ontology annotation, molecular function: enzyme inhibitor activity. The record is from RefSeq and is a predicted model, not a curated record.